Messenger RNA from Equus caballus (horse), 5253 nucleotides. The record is from RefSeq and is a predicted model, not a curated record. NCBI's taxonomy places the organism in Eukaryota, Metazoa, Chordata, Mammalia, Perissodactyla, Equidae.
CCGGGAUGAGGCAGAGACCGAACAGCCGGCGAGCAAAUCAACGGCAUCCAGAAAGCCAUGUCCGACUCGGCGCCCAGCGCCCAAGCGCUAACCCGCUGAAAGUUUCUCAGCGAAAAAGCCGGGACGAUCUGGACCCCGCUAAGAGAAACUGCCUUUGAGUGAGAUGGUCCCAGAAGCCUGGAGGAGCGGACUGGUAAGCAGUGGGAGAGUGGUGGGAGUUUUGCUUCUGCUUGGUGCCUUGCACAAGGCUUCUGCCGUCAUUCGCUAUGAGAUCCUGGAGGAAAGAGAGAAAGGUUUCGCGGUGGGCAACGUGGUCACAGACCUUGGCUUGGAUCUCGGCAGCCUGUCAACCCGCAGGCUCCGGGUGGUGUCUGGAGCUAGCCGAAGAUUCUUUGAGGUGAACCGGGAGACCGGAGAGAUGUUCGUGAACGACCGUCUGGAUCGAGAGGAGCUUUGUGGGACCCUGCCUUCCUGCACCGUAACUCUGGAGUUGGUAGUGGAGAGCCCACUAGAGCUGUUCAGCGCGGAAGUGGUGAUCCAGGAUAUCAACGACAACAAUCCCGCUUUCCCUACCCGGGAAAUGAAAUUGGAGAUUAGCGAGGCCGUGGUGCCAGGCACGCGCUUUCCGCUCGAGAGCGCGCACGAUCCGGAUGUGGGAAGCAACUCUUUACAAACCUACGAGCUCAGCCGAAACGAGUACUUUGCGCUUCGCGUGCAGACGCGGGAGGACAGCACCAAGUACGCGGAGCUGGUGCUGGAGCGCGCCCUGGACCGGGAAAGAGAGCCAAGUCUCCAGUUGGUGCUGACGGCGUUGGACGGAGGAACCCCGGCUCGCUCCGCCAGCCUUCCUAUUCUCAUCGCCGUGCUAGACGCGAAUGACAAUGCGCCUGCCUUCAACCAGUCCUUGUACCGGGCUCGCGUCCUGGAGGAUGCACCCCCCGGCACCCGCGUGGUACAAGUCCGCGCAACGGACCUGGAUGAAGGCCUCAAUGGUGAAAUCGUUUACUCCUUUGGUAGCCACAACCGCGCCGGGGUGCGGGAACUAUUCUCCUUAGACCUUGUAACCGGAGUGCUGACAAUCAAGGGUCGACUGGAUUUCGAAGACACGAAACUCCACGAGAUUUACAUACAGGCCAAAGACAAGGGCGCCAAUCCCGAAGGAGCACAUUGCAAAGUUUUGGUAGAGGUUUUGGACGUAAAUGACAAUGCCCCGGAGAUCACAGUCACCUCCGUGUACAGCCCAGUCCCUGAGGAUGCCCCUCUAGGAACUGUCAUCGCUUUGCUCAGUGUGACCGAUCUGGAUGCUGGAGAGAACGGGCUGGUGACUUGUGAAGUUCCACCAGGUCUUCCCUUCAGCCUUACUUCUUCUCUCAAGAAUUACUUUACUUUGAAAACCAGCGCAGCCCUGGAUCGGGAGACUGUGCCAGAAUACAACCUCAGCAUCACAGCUCGAGACUCGGGAGCCCCGUCCCUCUCAGCCCUUACAACACUGCGGGUGCAAGUGUCCGACAUCAACGACAACCCUCCACAAUCUUCCCAGUCUUCCUACGACGUUUACGUGGAGGAAAAUAAUCUCCCCGGGGUUCCCAUACUAAAUCUAAGUGUCUGGGACCCCGACGCCCCGCAGAAUGCUCGCCUUUCCUUCUUUCUUUUGGAGCAAGGAGCUGAAACUGGGCUAGUGGGUCGCUAUUUCACGAUAAAUCGUGACAGUGGCGUCGUGUCAUCCUUAGUGCCCCUGGACUAUGAGGAUCAGCGGGAGUUCGAAUUAACAGCUCAUAUCAGCGACGGGGGCACUCCGGUCUUGACCACCAACAUCAGUGUAAACAUAUUUGUCACUGAUCGCAACGACAACGCCCCCCAGGUCCUAUACCCCCGACCUGGCGGGAGCUCGGUGGAGAUGCUGCCUCGAGGUACCGCCGCUGGCCACGUGGUCACGCGGGUGGUAGGCUGGGACCCAGAUGCAGGGCACAAUGCCUGGCUCUCCUACAGCCUCUUGGGAGCCCCCAACCAGAGCCUUUUUGCCGUGGGGCUUCACACGGGUCAAGUCAGCACUGCCCGUCCAGUCCAGGACACAGAUUCGCCCAGGCAGACUCUCACGGUCUUAAUCAUGGACAAUGGGGAGCCGUCGCUGUCCACCACCGCGACCCUGACUGUGUCAGUAACCGAGGAAUCUCCUGAAGCCCGGGCCGAGUUCCCCUCUGGCUCUGCCCCUCGUGAGCAAAAUAAAAAUCUCACCUUUUAUCUACUCCUCUCUCUAAUCCUGGUCUCGGUGGGGUUCGCAGUCACAGUAUUGGGAGUGAUCAUAUUCAAAGUUUACAAGUGGAAACAGUCCAGGGACCUAUACCGAGCUCCCGUGAGCUCCUUGUACCGAACACCAGGGCCUUCUCUGCACGCAGACGCCGUGCGGGGAGGCCUGAUGCCGCCGCACCUCUACCAUCAGGUGUACCUCACCACCGACUCGCGCCGCAGCGACCCGCUGCUGAAGAAGCCUGGCGCCGCCAGCCCCCCGGCCAGCCGCCAGAACACGCUGCGCAGCUGCGAUCCGGUGUUCUAUAGGCAAGUGUUGGGUGCAGAGAGCUCCCCUCCCGGACAGGUAAGAGUUAGCAAGUCAUCCAUAAUGAUAGUAAUGCUUUUUGAUUCCUGCACCAUGUUGUGGAAGUAUGAGGUGUUUUUUAGUGAUGAAGAUAUUUACCUAAUUAUGCAUCUACAUUUUCACCUGGCCCUUCCUAGAGCAAACGUUGUACCUUUGUGAGGGGGAUGGCCUGGCUAGAGUGUGGUUUGUAGUCUCACACAGUGUGGAGUUAAUUGACUCAUCUGUAGACGCAAUCCACACACACCCUCAGCAUUCACUUGCCAUCACAACUAACCAAUCUUGGUAAGGGAUCUUUAAGCUAUAACCCAAGAUCCCAGCACUCAGAGCUUAGCUUGGUGUCAUUGGGAACAAGCUGCUGGAUACCUCUAACCAGUGGCAGCCGCUAGGAAUAUAAAAACUACCUCAUUCGUCCAUCUUGCAAAUGAUUGUGAGAUCUGCAUUAAAACUCAUGGUUUGCUUCUAAUUUUCCUUUGCCGACACAGAUCCUGUACCUCAUUCUCAGACGAUUUUCUAUGAAAGAAAUAAAAUUUUACACAUCCUUUAAAUUUUAUUUCAAGCACACUACUGGAAAUGAUGUGUAUGUUAUUUACAAAAUAUUUUUAUGUUAUAGUAAUAAUGCAUGUGCAUUAUAGAAAAUUUGGAAAAUGCAUAAAAUUAUAAAGAAAAAGUUAAAACUAACUAUAAUCCCCAAAUCCAAAGAUAACCACCAUUAAUUAUAAAAGUAAUCAUUUAUUUUGAAAAUAAAUUCAGACAAUCUAAAAAAAGAUAAAGUACAAAAUGAAAGUUCUUUUGUACCCGCAGUGUUAUUCCCUAUCCUUCCAGCAUUAUUCUUCUUAGGUAUACACACAGUGUGAAAGGUAGGUAAACUCCUAUCUUGAGAAAGGUAAAGCUUUCAUUCAUUCAGGAUGGUGUGCAAGUGACUGCAAGGCCUUUGUCUUGGAGUGAUACUUACACACACUUCCAAUUGUGGGAAAAUCAUUGUUAUUUUGUUACUAAUAAGUAUAUUAUUGCUACCAACCCUUAGAUUUGACAGUUAGACAAAUGAGGCUUCACCACUUACCAACCAUGAGUCCUUGGCCAAGUUAGUCUCCUUUCUAAGCCCAGUUCUCAGAUGCAAAAAGGGAAUAAAAAGGACUUCAUAAGAUUACUGCAUGACACAUGCACAGUGCCUGGUGUAUCAUACAUGUUAAAAAAUUCUUACUAUUACCAUUAUUUUUUUGUUAGUUCUUUACCCACCCCAAAUCUUAAACACAUCUUGGAAAUGAGCAAAUCUGGAGACACCAAAGAUGACAAAGUAGAGGCAUAUAUGGAAUGGCCAAGGAGGGAUGAAAGCCAGAGAGAAACAGCUGCUGCUCUUCCGAUCAGACUAGAAAUCAACUGGCAUUUUCCCUAGAACAAUGUUCUCAAACUUGGUUACACACUAGAAUCACCUAGGGAUCUUGUAGAAAUUCUGAAGCCCAGACCACACCCCAGACCAAUUAGAGCACAAUCUCUGGGGGUGGGACACAAGCAUCAGUAUUUUUUGAAGGUCCUCCAGUGAUUCCAGUGUGCAGACAAGUUUGAAAACCACUGCCCUAGAACCUGCCAGUCUAUCAGUUGGCAUAUUUAUGAAGUAAAGUAUUAUUCUGGUGUUCACGGAACCAGGAGCCAGCCCUAUUGGGCCAGGCUGAACUUGAAAAAAUUCUGUCAUGUUAUUUCCUAACCUUAUAACUUUACAUAGAUUAGAUCUAGAAGAGUAUUGUAGGGGAGAUAUAAGAAGAUAUGUCAAUCAUUUAAAGAGAAAACCUUCCUAAACUACUUGCACUUGGGCAACUGUUCUUUAAAAAUCUAGAGCUGGGCAAUGGGUAUGGAAUUUCUUUUGGGAGUGACAAAAACUUUCUACAAUUAGAUUGUGGUGAUGGUUGCAUCAUUUUAGUGUAAAUGAAUAUACUAAAAACUAUUGAAUUGUACACUUUAAAUGAAUGAAUUGUAUGGUAUGUGAUGUACAUCUUGAUAAAGCUGUUUAAAAAAUCUAGAGGUGGGAGAAUCACCUUCCUGAAAUAAAAAGGUCAAAUCAAGGAUAUGUAAGAUUAAGGCUUCAUGAUGCUCCAGUUCUAGAAAUACAGACUGUGUGCCUGUUGGUUUUGGUGCGAACUUGCAAAUAUAAGGAAUUGAGACCUAUAGGAGGUAUAAUUCUUGGCAUUAGUAAAGGGCCAGUUUAUGGUUAUAGGGAUGACAAACUGGUGGGAAAAUCAUUUAAGAUGUUAUAGAAAGAGGCUUUGUUUCUUACCAGAUGGACCAGGGGUACAGUAGGGGAUAUGAGUACUGCACAGACUAGUUGUUUAGCUUAGGCAAGUCUCUUAACCUUUCUGAAUUCUGGUUUCCUCAUCUAUAAAAUAAAGAUAAUACCUCCUUUCAAAAUUGUCAUGAGAGUGAAAAGUAAUGCAUAUAAAGUGUUUGUACUCAAUGUAAAGUACUCAUAUAAAGUACAAGUAUUCAAUAAAUAUUUGUUGAACUAACAAAUGAUAAUAUCAAUAAUUCACCAUUUACUGAGCAUCCCUAUUUGCCAGACAUUGUAAAAGAUGAAAAGACACAGUCCCUGCCAUUAUGGUACAUGGAGUUCCACAGGAGACAGAUAUGCAAAAAAAAAAAAAAAAAAAAAAGGAUAAUGGAGAUUUGCA